UCUUGAAAAACAUUAUCAAUUUGUCCAAUUUACAAUUUGUGUUUAGGUCAUUCGUUGUUGAAAGUUUCGAGUUGUAUCAGUCUUUGAAUAAUGCAACCAAUAUACCACUUAAAAGAACCACAAAUUGAUAGGGAAGAGGACGUCAGGACAAUUAUACAGACGUUUCUUUUUCAGUUCUCGGAGAAGGCGUACGGUGGGCCUUCGUUCAAUCGCCCGGCUUGCUGUUUUGCGCCGCAUAUUUAUGGAGCCGGCAAAACAUUUCUAGGCCAAAACUUUUUGGCCUAUUUGAAUAUUUUUGCAGAGCGUGAGUGUUCCAAUGCACAGACUUUUCAACAACUACACAGUUCAAACGAUAACCCCCAACCGAGUGCGUUGAAGGUGCCUUGGAAACACUUUGCGGAACAAACUUUGUCAGUUAUCUUAGAACUAAGAGAGAGCUUUUUUCGCGCUCCUUUUCCAAGAAGAAAAGAUGCCGCACACGUUGCUUCAACGAUAAUCAGGGAACUCAACUUGGACGAUGCCAUAGAUUAUCUUCUCGAACAAUUUCAGAAACAAUAUUUAUUUUUGAUGAUAGACGAACUUAGCCACCUGAGUUACCUCACUAAAUACUAUAGUGAACUCGGCGAGGAACAGUUCAUCGAGUCUGACCCAAAAUAUGUACCUUUUCGGAACUUCUUCCGCAUUUUACGUGAUUUGUUGAUUAUAGGAAAGGUAAUUGUCUAUUUGGCAGGUCGAACUGCUGAAAUCUCGCCCUUGUCUGAUACUCGCUCCAGUAGAGUGAGUCUCCAUAUGUUGCGGCUGAAUCCCUUUAAUCUCCAUGAUAUUAACGAAUAUAUUGAGCUGGCAACUUAUGAUGGAAAGUCCUUGAAGGACUGGUUAUUGCCCUCUGAUGAUUUACGACAUCGAUUCGUAGAAUUGUUGAAAAAAGAAGACAGGGGUUAUAUUCCCGACACUUCAACAGCAAAGGGAGUCUUCUUUGAAUUUGUAUUUAUGAAGAUCUUUCGCUUUCGCUUAUUAACUUUUCUUCAUUCUAAUUCCUCGCCUAUCGUACAUUCUGCUAUUCCAGGAAUUUUCGAGGGCUCUUUUAUUGAACAGGACAAUGUUUCUUAUUCUAUGGAAUCAACAAAAUCUAAUGAUAUACCCAUCUUGAGAGAUGUCUCUGAUUCAUUUUCUGAUCAUUAUGGAAAAUAUUUACAACGUUGUGGUAUUUUUGUUCCAAAGGAGGGCAAUUCGAGUGGCCCUGAUGCAUAUGUUGUAUUCCAUAAUGGACAAACACGUUAUGUUGUUGGAUUUUCAUUCAAAUUUUAUCACAAAAGUGAAUUUUCGAAGAGAGAUAUUGAGGAGGAAGCCAAAAAAUUUUUGAAGGAAGUUGUUUCCGUUUUGAAUUACGAAUCUUGUUCAUCUGUUCAACUUUGUUUUCAGUUUGUGGUGAUAGCAUAUACUAAUUAUGAUCGAUCUGUUUUUUUCUCUGUUGAAGAUGCAAGUUAUUUGGUUACUGAACAUUCUGCAGGGUCAAUUUUGAAUGAAAGUAGUCGAUCAUGCCUGCAGUUGGUAAUUGUUUCCCAAAAGAACCUUGAACGAUUCUUUGGAAGAGAAAAUUUCGAUAUUUUGAGGAAAAUUGACAAGGCAAGCCGAGACGAGUUCAGUAAAUACUUUUCAGUAUGAUGUAAAACUUAUUUGAAUCGAUGUCCAAUGAAUAUGUUUCAUCUUUG
Messenger RNA from Galdieria sulphuraria, 1712 nucleotides. RefSeq names its product archaeal ATPase. Bases 91 to 1665 code for a protein of 524 amino acids. Lineage: Eukaryota; Rhodophyta; Bangiophyceae; Galdieriales; Galdieriaceae. The record is from RefSeq and is a predicted model, not a curated record. The transcript has 3 exons.